ACUCUCCCAGCUUGCACUCUGAUAAGAAGAAUAUUAUUACUCUACUAUUGGCCUGGCCAGAUAAGAUGUUUUGGGCGGGCAGCUUGCACUUUUUAAAAGUUCCCAUUAUGCUGCACCAGUAUCUCCAGAUCCCAUUCCCAGGAUACUAAGCUGCUUUCUCCUUAAAACUGCAAAGAGCAAUGGAGAAUUUAGGCAAAGACUGCGCUUACUCGGACUCUUCCCCACAGUCAUCUGCAGCCCAUGAGGAGUACGCUGUACCAGAUGUCAUCAUCACCCGCCGCUUGAGGGACCGCGAGCAGCUCCGUAAAAGAAAAAUGGAAGCCCAGGAGAAAGACUUCAUUCAAUGGGUUCUGAGCGAUCAGAAAAAACGGCAAAGGAGACGCAGAGGAGCCAGGAGAGGAAGGCGCCGCCAGGCAGUGGUGGAGAUCAACCCAGAGCUAGAACAAGAGCUGGACCCUGAGGCCAGCUCCCAGGAGGAGGCUGAGCCAGAGCAUCCUGAGUCGGCGCCACCUGAGCCAGUGCAUCAAGAGCAGUCACCCUUGCUGACCACCCAGGACAUGGUCGGUGGAAUGCAACUAGGAGUGGUGGAGAGGGAGCUGGCAGACAGGAGCCAGGAUUCUGCAGCAAUGUCUGUGCCAGGGGAGAAGAAGAGGCCGCUCACUGCAAGGCAUGCAACGCUCUCGUGCCAUGGAAAACAACCAUUCUGCAUCCCCAGGACUGGGGCACUCCACACCAGCCCAGGUCCCAGCCCUGAGAUCUUGAAGCGGGCAAGCAUCAGGGCUGCAUUUAUUUUCCUCCUGCCUUUAAACCCAGCUGGGAUUUACCCUCUCUAACUCUCCUCUGCAACC
This is a messenger RNA of Chroicocephalus ridibundus (black-headed gull), 848 nucleotides long. RefSeq names its product hemogen (gene HEMGN). The coding region runs from base 180 to 833 and encodes 217 amino acids. Lineage: Eukaryota; Metazoa; Chordata; Aves; Charadriiformes; Laridae. The transcript is spliced from 4 exons. Gene Ontology annotation, biological process: regulation of osteoblast differentiation; cell differentiation. Gene Ontology annotation, cellular component: nucleoplasm. The record is from RefSeq and is a predicted model, not a curated record.